Molecule: messenger RNA, 1014 nt
Organism: Ilyonectria robusta
Lineage: Eukaryota; Fungi; Ascomycota; Sordariomycetes; Hypocreales; Nectriaceae
Product: acyl-CoA N-acyltransferase
Exons: 4
Coding region: 35-658 (207 amino acids)
Cellular component (GO): cytoplasm
Molecular function (GO): aralkylamine N-acetyltransferase activity
Source: RefSeq, a predicted model, not a curated record
UUUCAAACUCAGACAUCAAUAUUCAUUCAGCGUCAUGGAAGCCUACAUUCGACCUCUGUCGGUCCGUGAUCUGGACCAGUGCGUUACUGUUGAGACUACAGCUUUCCCGCCAGAGGAGGCAGCGUCUCGUGAGAAGAUUGAAUACCGGUUGUCUACGUUCCCAGAGAUUUGUUUUGGGCUCUUCCUCCGAGGAGAACUCAGUCAGCCCGCCAAAUUACCGGAUAGCAUUUCCUACCUUGCGGAGGCGCCAGUAUCUGAGGAUGCCAAACUUGUUGCUCACACUCUAGCUACGAAGUCGGCUAGCCGGGUUGUGAGAGAUAAGGAUAUGGAGAUGCCCAGCGCGUGGAAGACCAAUCCUCAAGCUGGGUCUGAGCUGGGUCAUGACCCAAACGGCAGAACCAUCGCGCAGCACGCGCUCGCUGUCUCGCCAGGUUACCAAAAUGCUGGCCUAGGCAAGGCUAUAAUGAGGUCUUACAUCACUCGCAUGAAAGAGGCCGGCCAAGCAGACAGGAUUUCACUCUUGGCGCAUGAUACCCUCGUCCCUUACUACGAAAGCCUCGGAUUCACAAACCUCGGCAAGAGUGAGUCGGCCUAUGCUGGAGCUACGUGGUACGAUCUGGCCUACGAGUUUUCUCCCUCUUCUGCCGCAUCCGCGUAAGGCAAUCACGGGCUUAAUCCUGAGUCACUACGUAGAACCAUGACUACAUGUCUAUACUACGAAUGGUGCUACCAGGCUAGUCUAGAUGAUAGAUCUCUGUAAAAUCUACGAUAAAAUAGUGCUAAGAACGACUACCAGGUAGUAAAAGAGACAUGUAAAGAAAACGAAGACCCAAAAAUGUUCACUGAUCACUGAACAUGACAUACGUAUGUAGGACUAUAAUAGAAAUUUUUCACCAAGAUCUUGAUUCUAAAUCAUCAGGAUCAAGCAUAACAGUAUCCUCGCAUCUCAUAACUGUCUGUUCUCUGAAUUCUCUAAUUAAAUUAUACCUUUGUUUUUCUGAUUUUCAGGUUUCU